ACCAUGUUGCCCAGGCGGGUCUUGAACUCCUGGACUCAAGCAAGCUGCCUGCCUUGGCCUCCCAAAGUGUUGGGAUUACAGGCAUGAGCUAAUGUGCCCAGUCUAUUUUUUAUAAACCAAAUCCUCACCAAGGUUGCCUUUCUGCCAUUCUUCCUCUACUUGUUCAUUCUUCAUUUCUUUCUCUCAACAAAUAUUAGAAACUGUUGUAAACCUAGCUCUCUGGAAAUCACUGCAAUACCCAGGGUGUAACUGGUGUGGAAGGAAAUUCCUCUAUGCGACAGCCAUCAGAAGACCCUUGUGCAAUAUAGGCAGUAGAUAGGCAGAAAUAUGUGAAUGUGAUUUUUUUUUAAUGUCUGUCUUCCCCAGAAGAUUAUAAUUAAUCAUCUUGAUAUUAUACUCUAUCAAGAAUAACCAAGACAGAACCUCCUGGGGAAGACAGAUACAUAAAAGAUAAUAAUACAAUACAAAUGACCAUAAUGUGCGCACAAAAUGUUAUGGAAGUAUAUUUAUGCCUGAGGGACUAAGGAUUGGUACGAAUUAGCUUCUGAAUUAUUAUUUUUUCAAAUUAAUAGCAAUUUACCAGUUAAAUAGAGAGGAUCCCCAAAUUAGAAGAUAUAGUCUACUCAGAGAAAACAGAAGGAGCAAAGUCAAGUAUGGAGCAUAGGAGAGAACUGAAUGUCUGGCAACUAUUUUCUAUAGUUGUAAUAAAUGUGGUAGAAUAUCAGUACUAGAAGAGGAGGGAGAGAGAUCAAGCUGGGCAGUUAGUAAAUAUUGCGUACCUCCCAUGCGACAGGCAGUAUUCUAGAUAUUUUGUGCAUAUUUUGUCUAAGAACGCUCAGACAAACCCAGUUUUAGAGGUGACACAAGUGAGGCUGUUGAAUAUGAGGCCAUUUGUCCAAGGUCAUGUCGUGAGCAUAUAUCAGAAUUGGUGCUUAGAGCCAAGUUUUCCCGUUCAAAACCCACCUUCUCUUCACCUCUAAGAUGCAAUUAAAUGGGAAACCACUUAGGGAUCUUCUCAUUUAUUGGGGCUUAAUUAACUUCUCUGCUUGAAGAUAAAUCUUUGGGAUUCUGUUCUCUGUUGUCUCAGAAACAGAUGUUCUACAAAAUGUAUUUUAACUUCCUUUGGUGUUUUUCAAAAGUAAAUGCCACCUCUCCAUAGAAGUAGAAGAUUCUUCUCUAUGAACUUCAUGCUUUCUUUUGUUUUUCAUUUUUACCCAUUCAUGCAUCUUUGCUGUGGUCCACUCUUUGCCCUGAAAUGGGGGCAGAUAGAGGAUCUUUUUCUUAGAGUCCUUCUGUUUGCUGUUAUCAUCGCCUUUCUCAGGCCUUCAGCAAGGGGACUGGUUGUCUCGGUUAUCUGUCAUUCUGAAGGGAGGGAGUCAGAGCCCUGGAGACUUCCUUGAAGAGAAUGGCAUCCUGGCAAGUUGCAGAAUGACACUGUCCUGGUGGCCAGCUUUCUCCACCCAUCCUCAUUGCCUCAGCCUGUGUGCCUGACACGAAGUGUGGCUGACUCUGACUUCAUUUCUGGUGCCUCCUCCAGGGAAAAUCCUGCUGUCCCCAAAGGAAAUGCCCUGCCACACUCAAGGCGGUUAUGGCAUUGUCCUUGAGGCUCAUGACCUUCAGUAGGGCCAGGGGUUCCCAACCUCUGCUUCCAAUCUGCCCUAAAGCACCCCUCUUCCUGUCAUACAGUCUCCUCCAAAUCAGGCACGAACAAUUCUCUAGACCAGAAAUCAGCAACCAAUUUUUAUGAGGGGUCAGAUAGGAUAUAUUUUAGGCUUUGUUGGUCAUACUGUGUCUGUUACAACGACUCAACUCUGCCAUGGUAACAUGAAAGCAGCCAGAGACAAUAUGUAAAUGAAUGGCUGUGGCUGUGUUCCAAUAAAACUUUAUUUAUAGCCUCUGAUAUUUGAAUUUCAAAUAAUUCGCACAAUUCUUUUAGUUUGUUCCAAACAUUUAAAAAUGUAAAAACCAUUCUUAGCUCACAGGCUACACAAAAACUGGCAGCAGGGCUGGAGUUUGCCCACUCCUGCUCUGGGGAGUUCACUGUGGUGCUGCUUUUUCUGCAGAGUAAAUUUGGAUCUGACUAUUAGAGUCUCCAAGCUGGCUUUCUUUCUGUAGCAUCUCCAUUCCAGAGCAGCUUUUCCUAGCUCCUAGUGAUCAUGCAGCUUCUGCCUGUUGACUUUGACUUCAGUUUUCUCCCGUGUUCAUACUGUCCUUCCCCCUGUGAUCUAGGAAGGUAUGUAGGUGUAAGUCCUGUUAGGAAGCCGUUAUCUAAUCUACAGGUAUGAACAGUAAUGGCACAUAUUUUGGUUAUGAGUCACCCAGUGGACUGUGGAUUUAAUGAACCGUAUCCAUCCCCAUCAUGAUGUACAACACCAAGUCUCCUCACUACACUUGUGUUCUGAUUAGCAGCCAAAUAGACGACAGUCAGAACUUCAGCUAAGGUACAAUAAGCUUUUGCGGUGACGUGGCACCUGGUCUCUUUCUACAAGGAAAGUUCAACACACAGGACAGUUCUCGAUACAUUGGAUUGGUUUGAUGAUCCCACCUGCAACAGGUGGAGCUGGUAGCUUGGGCAGCCUGACAGCUGGUCCACUCCUCUGUCCUAUGCCGGGAUCAUCAUGACCGUAGAGAUUGCAUCCCUCUUUUGCAUCCUUGUUACAUAACUCAGUUCCUGGUAGAUUACUAUGUCAGAGGGUCACAAUGACCUUGCACAAUAACAGUUCCACCUCGCCUUUGUUUCCAAACAUCAGCUCUUCCUGGAUACACAGCCCCUCCGAUGCAGGGCUGCCCCCGGGAACCGCCACUCAUUUCGGCAGCUACAAUGUUUCUCGAGCAGCUGGGAAUUUCUCCUCUCCUGACGAUACCACCGAUGACCCUCUGGGAGGUCACACAGUCUGGCAGGUGGUCUUCAUUGCUUUCUUAACGGGCAUCCUGGCCUUGGUGACCAUCAUCGGCAACAUCCUGGUUAUUGUGUCAUUUAAGGUCAACAAGCAGCUGAAGACUGUCAACAACUACUUCCUCUUAAGCCUGGCCUGUGCCGAUCUGAUUAUUGGAGUCAUUUCCAUGAAUCUGUUUACGACCUACAUCAUCAUGAAUCGCUGGGCUUUAGGGAACUUGGCCUGUGACCUCUGGCUUGCCAUUGACUACGUGGCCAGCAAUGCCUCUGUUAUGAAUCUCCUGGUCAUUAGCUUUGACAGAUACUUUUCCAUCACGAGGCCGCUCACCUACCGAGCCAAACGAACAACAAAGAGAGCUGGUGUGAUGAUCGGUCUGGCUUGGGUCAUCUCCUUUGUCCUUUGGGCCCCUGCCAUCUUGUUCUGGCAAUACUUUGUUGGAAAGAGAACUGUGCCACCAGGAGAGUGUUUCAUUCAGUUCCUCAGUGAGCCCACCAUUACUUUUGGCACAGCCAUUGCUGCUUUUUAUAUGCCUGUCACCAUUAUGACUAUUUUAUACUGGAGAAUCUAUAAGGAAACUGAAAAGCGUACCAAAGAGCUUGCUGGGCUGCAAGCCUCUGGGACAGAGGCAGAGACAGAAAACUUUGUCCACCCCACAGGCAGUUCUCGAAGCUGCAGCAGUUAUGAGCUUCAACAGCAAAGCAUGAAACGCUCCAACAGGAGGAAGUAUGGCCGCUGCCACUUCUGGUUCACAACCAAGAGCUGGAAACCCAGCUCCGAGCAGAUGGACCAAGACCACAGCAGCAGCGACAGCUGGAACAACAACGAUGCUGCUGCCUCCCUGGAGAACUCCGCCUCCUCCGACGAGGAGGACAUUGGCUCCGAGACGAGAGCCAUCUACUCCAUCGUGCUCAAGCUUCCGGGUCACAGCACCAUCCUCAACUCCACCAAGUUACCCUCAUCGGACAACCUGCAGGUGCCUGAGGAGGAGCUGGGGAUGGUGGACUUGGAGAGGAAAGCCAGCAAGCUACAGACCCAGAAGAGCGUGGACGAUGGAGGCAGUUUUCCAAAAAGCUUCUCCAAGCUUCCCAUUCAGUUAGAGUCAGCCGUGGACGCAGCCAAGACUUCCGAUGUCAACGCUUCAGUGGGUAAGACCACGGCCACUCUACCUCUGUCCUUCAAAGAAGCCACUCUGGCCAAGAGGUUUGCUCUGAAGACCAGAAGUCAGAUCACUAAGCGGAAAAGGAUGUCCCUCGUCAAGGAGAAGAAAGCAGCCCAGACCCUCAGUGCGAUCUUGCUUGCCUUCAUCAUCACGUGGACCCCGUACAAUAUCAUGGUUCUGGUGAACACCUUUUGUGACAGCUGCAUACCCAAAACCUUUUGGAAUCUGGGCUACUGGCUGUGCUACAUCAACAGCACCGUGAACCCCGUGUGCUAUGCCCUGUGCAACAAAACAUUCAGAACCACGUUCAAGAUGCUGCUCCUGUGCCAGUGUGACAAAAAGAAGAGGCGCAAACAGCAGUACCAGCAGAGACAGUCAGUCAUUUUCCACAAGCGCGCGCCUGAGCAGGCCUUGUAGAGUGAGGUUUUAUCAAUAGCGGUGACAAAACGCACACAUCAACCCACAGACCUUAGGAGGAGAAAGGUGAGGGUGGGGGUGAUUUCUGGUGAUGAUAAAGUGGUGUUAUCACCCAGAUGUGAAAGAAGCUGCCUGUUUACGGAUCCAUUGAAUAAACCCGUUUUAAUAGAAAAAAUUACCAAUUCAGCAAAAAACAAAAACACGACUGAACAUAAAGAAAUUUGUUCUGAAAUAGACUUCACAUGUUUUUUUUCUUAAAGAGGAGAAAAAAUAUUGCUUCACAGCAAUUAUAUACCCAAAUCGAUUUGCCUGGGUCUUUUAAUGCCCAUUAGCUUUGGAAUCUCAGAUGAGCAUAGCUGGCCCAGUUCCCACAUUCUUCCCAAGGAUCCCAAAAGUGGGAAUCCAGACCCCACGUGGAACACUGCAGGCUAACGAAUCUGUGGUUCCAAAAUUAUUUCAUAUGUUGCAAAGCUGAAUCUUCUUGUCCCAAUAGAGCUUUCUGUCUUUUCUUUGGUGUGUCGUUAAACUCUAUUUGUGGACUUGAUUCUUGAUUCUUGCAGAGUACUGUUUCGUGCAGUUCAAGUUUUGUACAAAUAAAAAUACUUAAGUAUAUAUAUGUGUGAGUUCUGCACGCACACACAUAGUGUAUAUAAUAUAAUGGGAAACACUGAACUGGCAAAUUCUUCCUGCAAUGUACACUUUCAGUACUUUGGUAACUGAGGUUCUCUAGGAUCCCAAUGCAGCAUAAACGUGAAAUCAGCCCAGUAUAACAUUUUUGAAAGUGGGGCUGUUUCCCACAGAGAGCGGCCAGGCCUUCCCAGCAGGUCUGUGCAGUGUGGACGGGCUCCUGAGUCCGCUGAGCACCGCAGCUUCACCGGGCUCGGUGUUAAGCAAUCUCCUUUGUUGAUGCCUCAACAGAGCUAAAUCGGGGCCCCCUGAGCUCAAAGAACGAACCACAUCCACACGUUUGAAUUCAAUCAUCUAAAUCUGAAUGUUUCAAAACAAAAUUUCUGCUAUCUAAACUGCUUGAAACUCAAUAAUAGUGUCACGUUUGAAUGUCACACACAGCAAUAUAUAUAUAGGCCAUAUAUAUAUAUAUAUAUAUAUAUAUGGCAAAGUGAAAGUGAAAAAACAGAAACCGUGGUAAGAGAGAAUGAGGGAGAACAGUGUGUUUGAUUCUUGCUGAACGGCACCUUGUAAAGAAAAUAGGGCUUGCACCUUUGUUGCUCAGCUGUGGCCAGUGCUUUCUGGUGUUCAUCGUGUAAACUUCACCCAGGAAUAGGUGAGGUUUAGGAAGUUACAUGUCCUCUGAAGAGAGAAUUACAUUUGGAAAAGAAAUGCUUCAAAUUGAUUUUCUUACCUUUUGGUAAAAAAAAAAAAAAAAAAAUUUGCAUUCUCCUUCAAAUUGACCAAAAUGUUGACUGUUUUAUUUGGGGAGGGGAUGGGGUGCUGCCAUCAUUGUCCUUGUUGCUGCUGUGGUUGUUGGGGUUUCUUUUCCUUUUGCCGGGGCUGUUUGGGGAGGGGGAGGGGAGGGAGGGGAGGGGAGGGAGGGGAGGGCGGUGGAGAUAUUCCCUUUGUACAGGGCAUUCGUGCUGUGAACCCAGAGCUGGGUAGAAGCUGCUUUUGUAUUCAGUGUGAGGUGGUGUUUACAGGCGACUUUGACCACAGUGGAUGUGUACUCAGUGGUGUCUGUGUAUCUGAACUAUUUAAUUUCGUGUUAUGUUUAUAUGCAGAAAUAUUUAUGGAUACUACACCAAGUGUUUAUUUAAUGUUGAUAAAUAUUACUCUUCCGUCUUCAGUCCUGGUGUCCUUUGAAAGUGAUUCUUUAAAGUCCACUUGAGCAAUGAAUAGAAUACAUUGAGUUUUCCUGUGGCUAAGAAGCAGCAGCAUGUCAUCCUGUUGGCAUCGCCAGGUACCUAACACUUUCUAGGUAAUAAAAAGUCACCUGUCACUUCAACGUAAAUGUUUAAAAUCACUCUUUAGUUAAAUCUGAUGGGAACUGAACAAAGCAACCCUCACCAUUGUGUCUGAAAUUAUUUUACACAGGGGAAAAAAACAAUCGGCAUAAUUGUAAGAAUGAUUUUUGGGGGCCCAUAUUCAACCAAAGAACAAGAAAAAAAGACAAUUUUCUAACAUGUACAGCAAAUUGCAGAAUGUCAUAUUAUCCACCUGUGAAACGUCUAGUAAGCAAUUGCACCUGUAUUUUAUUACUCAGGUUGGUCUGGCACUAGGAAAUAUGUGAAUGCUUAUUCAGGUGUCCCAGCACUUCAGCACUUCCCAUCCUUUUGGAAACUCCUAACUUGCCUCCCUCCCAAAAGGACUGUUUCUUUUAUUAAAAUAUAUAUACAUAUAGAAUUAAAUUUGAGAAAAGGAGAAACCGUGAAAUUUAUCAGAACUUUGAGAGUCAAUUACCGUCUCCUUAAACAUGAUUAUUUCCUUAUCCUUGUCCUUUUGUGACACUAAUAAUGGCAGAAAAGGAACAAACAGAAGAUUCUAGGUCUCCUUUUUUGUUUUGCUGGUUUUAUUAUAGAAUUGUUUUUAAACCUCUUAUGGAUGAAAGCUGCAUUUAAAUCCCGUCUACUGACUUUAUAGUAAGGUAUGUCCAUUUCGUGGGUCAUUUUCGGAGAAAGAAAACAAGUAAAAGAGAUUCUUUUGAAUAUGAAGAAUUUAAAAGUAUAAUUGAAGAUGUAGUGAGUGUUUAUAAUUGGACCUCAGUUACACAUGCAUUUCUCAAAACCUUUGUCAUUAGAGGAGGUAUUCAGCAUUUACAUAUGAUCAGAAUGUCUUCAUCUCAAACUGGGAAUCGGAAUUAUUUCAUGCCAUAUGCAUGAAGCUUGCAGACAUUUCAAGAUUAGCCACUUUAAUUGAAAGACGAAAAUGAUCAAACCUAAAAUAAACUACACAUGGGAGAAUCUCUUUCUCCUCUUUCUCUCUCUCUGCCUCUCUCUCUUUCUCCUUCUCCUUCCUUCUCUCUCUCUCUCUCUCUCUCUCUCUCACAAGCACACACACACAUUCCCCCUUCUCCAGGCAUUGCCCGAUAGUUAAGAGAAGUGAGCUCUCUCUGGCCCCCUGGUUCCCUCAGCUCUGCCCUUCUUUGCCCAUCAGCUCCCUGUGGCCUCUAUCACAGUUCUCUCUAUUCUUCUAAUCCCCCUUUGUCUCUUAAACCCAGCCUUGAGUCUCUACGUGUUUUUCAUUUAUCUUUACCCUUCAGUGUACAAUCGUUGUAGAUUCUGACAGAAUGAAAGCAAAAACAAAAAGCCUAAGUGUUAGAGUCUGCAGUGGCUGAAGAUCUAGAAAGCAUAGCAGCUUCCUCUGUCAGACUUCCCGUGUUGCCCAUGGCCAGAGCUCAUGGCUCUGCAGAGCAUGGGGAGCCCUUUUCCGUAUCGAGAGGGAAGCUGGAGUGCAGAGCUCUGCUGCCAAGUUGGCUGUUUCAGCCCCGACUCAGGGAGGAAAGAAGGAUGCCAAGGCUCUGCCACAGCACAGAAGCCUAAUACUGGAGUGACACAGAGAAGGAUUCCAGGGAUCCGUCAGGGUGUGCUGUACUUAUCUGAGUAGAGAUGAUUCAAAGAUGGGGACCUAUUCCAGGAAAUUGCACAGUCUUCCCCUGGGAGCUUCAGAGGACAGGGGAAGGUAGCACAGUAUAGUCAAAGCAGCAUUGAAUUUAGGAUGAGGAACGCUGAGUUCCUGGCCCAGUUUGGUCGCUGCUUAGUUACAUGUCCUUGGGCAUGCUUGUCACUUAACCUAAACUUUCUGGGUUUUCUCCUCAUUGCUCAAACUAAGCAACACCACCAAAGCUUCUUUAAUCUGCCUUCUGAUGGCAAAUCGGUCCAAACUGAGGUCAGUAACUACCGUGAUCAAAGUAAAAUGGUCUAUUGGAUGAAUGCUUGAAAUUUUCAGAUUUUAUAUUCUUGAAGGUUAUUUACUUACUAUAGUUCAACACCACAAAAUCUAAGGAAGCCUUGAAAUUUUUUGGUAAACCCAGAGUUGUAUGGUUUCAAAUACUACUCCAACCCAGUGCCUGAGGUCUGGCAACUUUACAAAAUACAGCUUCUGGGUAGCAGGUGUGUGCUUUGGUUUUACAAUAGCAUUUCUCAUAAUGGGACUGAAACUGCAUAGAAUACAACACUCCGAAGUUACUUUUUAACCUAAACGACCCUACUUCUAGCACAUCCUCUGAAAGAAUAUUUUGCUCCCAUGCUACGUGCAAUGAACUUAUUUAAACAGUAUCAACUCCAGCCCUUAAUAGGUUCAGGGACAAUCUGACUACUUCCUUUCUACAGACUUCAGUUACACUCUCUUUUUCUCUUUCCCUGACUUUAAAUAUUCAGCCUCUCCCAGCAUUAAUGUUGUGUGAGUCAGUACUCAGACCUAAGAAGAAGAGUUCUAGAAUGGUAACCCAGUGCUCCUUAGUACUGGAGAAUUUCAUUUUCUUUUUCUGGCUUUAGCGUUCAUGUCUGGGAAAGGAGGCACAUGAUAAGAUAAUAAAAACGGAUAAAGAAGAUCUAGUUCAUAAAAUGACUAUACUCCACAUAAGUUUGUAACUGCACAAUGUUUUGUUGUAUGGCUCAAAAAAUGAGCAAGUGUUAGUAUUAAUAGGCAUGCAUUACAUUCACAGCGUCACGCACAGAUGGGCAGUGCUUUUAGGUAUAUGGAAGUCAUCCAAAUGUGUAGCUAGAACAUUAGGCUUCUGUUGGUUCUGGUAGAGCCACAGAGACUCACACAGAACUCUGGUGAGACUCACACAUACAACUUUGGUCUGGGCUGAGACCACCCCCCAAAAAAUCAUCUAGAGAACCAAAAAGGCUCACGUCUCAGUUGCAUUUUACAUAACAGGUAAAGGGGCCAUAUUUUUCACGACAAAGACGUGUUAGUAAAAUUCCCUCACCCAAAUUAUAAUCCAGUAAUCCUAACUUAAACCAAAAAGAUUAUCCCCAGAAUGUAAAAGCUUACUACUGUUCUUUCUUGAAAUCCAAAAUGCUUAGCAGUUCUGCAUUUCACAUACAAAACUCAUAACUAUUUUUGUCCUGUAUUCUGUGAGUUCCUUGAUGAUAGAAAAUUGGGUCUUAUUCAUCACUUUCAUCCCUCUGUAUCCUGUGGCUCACACAGAAUCUGGUAAAUUGCAUAUAUUCAAUAAAUGUUGUUGAAUAUCUAAUAACCUUAUUAAUUAAUGUAACAUAUUAUCAAAAUUUUGUGUACAUCAAUGUCCCAUGCUGCUACUGUAGUCAGGAGUUAUUUGGCUGGGAAAUGCAAAGUGUUCACAAAUAAGGUUAUCUAAUAAAAUAUCCCUGAGCAAUAAGGAGAAAUAUUAAAUAGACUUGAGUCGUAAACAAAUAAUUUAGAGUCCAAAAAGGAAAAAGAAAAUUAACUGUCUUUUUAUCCCUAGUUCUAGAUACUGGAUUUGUUCUAGAUACUGGAUUUGUUUGAUACUAGUUAUUGGAUUUGUUGACCAAUCCAGUAAAGUCAGAAACUUUACCGGAUUGUACAACAAAGAUAAACUUUUGAUCGUAUAAAAGAGUAAAAAUUCAUUGAAAGGAUAAUUCUUUUGAAACAGGCUUCUUGGUUGCUUGCUGUAGCAAGAGAAGCAUCUGGAGAACGUGGAGAGUUCAUAAAUAUAGUUUUCUGUACAAGUGAAGAUCUGUAGUUUGGCUUACAAAUCCUUGCAUGUAGUUUUGCUUGCUAUGGAAAGUUAUUAGGAGAGAAUCCUUUAUCCUGUUCUGCAAGCAAUCAAACACAUGCUCUCCCUUCCAUCCAUUCCUCGUCUGGUACCCGGGCAUUUCCAGCCUCCUCCAUAUAACACUUCAGACUUCCUUUGGGCAUCGCUUAGAGCUAUAUGAUGGCCACAGUUUGAGCAAGGUCCUUCUUUCUUUAAAUAUAGGAAUUGUUACCAAGUUUGGUGCAGGCUUGAGGAAUAAUUACAUUAAAAUGGGCUUCCACGUUGGUGAAUCAGCAUGCUAAUUUCUCUUGGCGGGAAGCUCUCAGGGAAAUGUCUAUGAAUCAUUUAAAGAUGCUCUCUGGUGGAUAGAGAAACCACAGUCCAAACCAGAUGGGUGUAUAUUUGCUUUGUAAGCAAAGGGCAUGUAUCAUACUCGCAUCUACAACAGUGUCCACAUCUUUGCCAAAGGCACUGAAUUUUACCUUUUUUUAUUACCUCGUGGCCAGCACUUCCUCAGUAGGCAUUUCAGGUGUGUCACAAACCAUUUUCAUUUUAAUUCUGAAAAAGUCAAUCGUCUGUACUCUGUACUAUAAAAUGAUGCCUGCAACUUUGUGGUGAAUAUUAUCCCCAAGUUAACAGUGAAAUAAGUAAAUAAAACUAUUAUUGAACAAA
Molecule: messenger RNA, 10798 nt
Organism: Sapajus apella (tufted capuchin)
Lineage: Eukaryota; Metazoa; Chordata; Mammalia; Primates; Cebidae
Gene: CHRM3
Product: cholinergic receptor muscarinic 3
Exons: 6
Coding region: 2701-4473 (590 amino acids)
Biological process (GO): saliva secretion; positive regulation of smooth muscle contraction; adenylate cyclase-inhibiting G protein-coupled acetylcholine receptor signaling pathway
Cellular component (GO): dendrite; plasma membrane; synapse
Molecular function (GO): G protein-coupled acetylcholine receptor activity; G protein-coupled serotonin receptor activity
Source: RefSeq, a predicted model, not a curated record